UAUUGGAAGCGGGGGUGUGUCGUGUGUAUGUGUUUGUUUCGUGCGUUUUCGUUGAAAAAUUGAUUAAAUUGUAUGAAAAGAGUAUAAAUGUCCGAAUAAAAGGAUUAACGUGGGUGUGUGCUAUAAACUGAAGGACUUACUUCAGAGUUCAAGUGCUGAAUAAUGCAGUCGCUACACGGAAUGAAAUAUUUUGUAGCUGGUAGUGACGUCACAAGGCAGCAAUACGAAGUCAACGCAGCCGCAAACCCAUCCGCUGCUAUCAGUAUGAAAACAAACGCGCAGCUAAACGGGCAGCAGCGGCGCAUAUACACCUCAACCCCCAUCGCAAACAGACGUGAAUCGCAGCAACAGCGGAACGACGACGACGCCAUUGGUUUUUGUAAUUUAGCCAAGGCAACAGCGAAGCGUUACAUUUGCGUGGGCGGUGUCAAGGGGCAAGAGUUGACCUUCGAUGUGCGGCUAAUAGUGAUAAUACUCCUAUUUGCCAUCAUAAUUAUCGGCUACAGACUUAUCAUCAUCAUGUUAGCAAUGCCCUACAUCAAUGGCAGCAGCGGGCAGCAGCAGCAACUGAGGAGCUAUGUGCAGGCACAGCUGAGCGCUGCCUUCGACUGGUCGGAGCAGCAUCAGGUGCGCUCCAAGCUGAGCCCAGUUCUGUGUGGUCUCCUCGUGGCUGCCUUUUUCUAUCUCAUCGUUUAUCUGGACAGCGCCGUUCCCGGAGUUGAUCCUCCAGCACCAUUCUCGCCACGUUCCAAGCAGCGCUAUCGUCAGAAGAGCUCAGCUUUGCAGCUAAACUAUUUAAUUGCGUUGGGUUCAGGAAUUUUGCUAACAUUUCUGAUGUAUGUCGAUUUGUGAAGAGAUAAGAACAUUUCCCUAAAGUCAAUUAUGGCAGCAGUAUAAGUAUUAAACAAAA
Molecule: messenger RNA, 910 nt
Organism: Drosophila grimshawi
Lineage: Eukaryota; Metazoa; Arthropoda; Insecta; Diptera; Drosophilidae
Exons: 3
Coding region: 163-852 (229 amino acids)
Source: RefSeq, a predicted model, not a curated record